AUGAUGCUACAGUUUGAUAGUCACUUUGAUUUGUUGCCCUCAUUGGACAUGAGAGCAUUUCCACAAAAGAAGUCUUUCUUUGGGUUUUUCCUUUAUAAUCCGAAUAUGAUUGGCCUUGAGUCCUUGGCAGACCCUUCGGAUACAUGGGACAUAAUUGACACCAUUGGCAAAGGUACAUAUGGCAAAGUUUACAAAGUCAGCAACAAGAAAGAUGGCAGCCUGGCAGCAGUGAAGAUCUUGGAUCCAGUCAGUGAUUUGGAUGAAGAAAUUGAGGCAGAAUACAACAUACUGCGGUCACUUCCAAACCAUCCGAAUGUUGUCAUGUUUUAUGGAAUGUUUUACAAAGCUGAUCAAUAUGUUGGAGGGCAGCUAUGGCUGGUUCUUGAGCUGUGCAAUGGUGGAUCUGUUACAGACCUGGUAAAAAGCAUCUUGAAGUGUGGCCAGCGCUUGGAUGAAAUGAUAAUCUCCUACAUUCUGUACGGAGCUCUCUUGGGCCUUCAGCAUUUGCACAACAAUAGAAUCAUUCAUCGUGACGUCAAAGGGAACAAUAUUCUCCUCACGACAGAAGGAGGAGUCAAGCUGGUUGACUUUGGUGUUUCAGCACAACUGACCAGUGCCCGCUUACGGAGAAACACAUCUGUGGGGACUCCAUUUUGGAUGGCCCCAGAAGUCAUUGCUUGCGAGCAGCAGUAUGAUUACUCCUAUGAUGUGCGUUGUGACGUAUGGUCCCUUGGGAUCACAGCAAUUGAACUAGCUGAUGGGGACCCGCCUUUGUCUGACAUGCAUCCCGUCAAAGCUCUUUUCAAGAUCCCCAGAAACCCACCACCUACGUUGCUUCAUCCAGGAAAAUGGUGUCGAGGUUUUAGCCACUUCAUUUCACAGUGUCUUAUUAAAGAUUUUGAAAAGAGGCCAUCAGUCAUUCAUCUUCUAGAGCAUCCAUUCAUCAAACAAGCGCAAGGCAAAGAUAUGGCAUUACAAAGACAGCUGGCCAAACUCAUCCAGGUACAACAGCAAUCGGGAUCUAUAGCAAAAACAAGGUAUGAACGCAUGCACACCAAAAGGCCUUAUGUUCUUCAGACUAAAGAAAACUCGUGCCUAGACGAUGACCUGGUUAACCUUGAAGUUCUGGAUGAGGACAGUAUAAUACAUCAGUUGCAGACCCGAUAUGCUGACUUACAGAUUUACACCUAUGUGGGGGAUAUAUUAAUAGCUUUAAACCCAUUCCAGAAUCUCAGCAUUUACUCUCCACAGUUUUCCAAGCUUUAUCAUGGAGUCAAGCGUGCCUCAAACCCUCCCCAUAUAUUUGCCUCUGCAGAUGCUGCAUACCAGGGAAUGGUUACCUUCUGCAAAGAUCAGUGCAUUAUCAUCAGUGGAGAGAGUGGUGCAGGGAAGACAGAAAGUGCCCAUCUCAUUGUUCAACAUUUGACCUUCCUCGGAAAGGCAAAUAACAGAGCACUGAGGGAAAAGAUUUUACAAGUGAACCCGCUGGUUGAAGCCUUUGGCAAUGCAUGUACAGUUAUCAAUGACAACUCCAGCCGCUUUGGGAAAUACCUGGAAAUGAUGUUUACCCCUACUGGAGCAGUGAUGGGUGCUAAGAUUUCAGAAUAUCUCUUGGAGAAAUCAAGGGUCAUAAAGCAAGCUGUAGGGGAGAAAAAUUUCCAUAUAUUUUAUUAUAUUUAUGCUGGACUGCACCAUCACAAAAAGCUGUCAGAAUACAGACUGCCGGAAAAAAAGCCUCCUCGCUACAUUGACAAUGAAACUGGUGCAGUAAUGCAGGAUAUAGUCAACAAUGAAUCGUAUAGAAGGCAGUUUGCAGCAAUUCAGCAUUGCUUUAGAAUCAUAGGAUUCAGUAAUGAGGAAGUCCACUCGGUGUACAGAAUUUUGGCUGGAAUAUUAAAUACGGGAAAUAUUGAAUUUACAGCUAUUUCUUCCAAACACCAAACUGAUAAAAGUGAGGUCCCAAAUGGAGAAGCCUUAGAAAAUGCUGCUGCCCUUCUCAGCAUUGGUUCAGAAGAGCUCCAGGAAGCUCUCACAUCCCAUUGUGUUGUAACUAGAGGCGAAACCAUCAUACGGACAAAUACAGUUGACAAAGCAGCUGAUGUCCGGGAUGCUAUGUCCAAAGCUCUAUAUGGCAGACUUUUUAGCUGGAUAGUUAAUAGGAUCAAUACACUUCUGCAACCAGACAAAAAUAUAUGUAAUGCAGAAAGUGGAAUGAAUGUUGGAAUUCUAGAUAUUUUUGGAUUUGAAAACUUCAAAAGGAACUCCUUCGAGCAGCUUUGCAUUAACAUUGCCAACGAACAGAUCCAGUUUUAUUUUAAUCAGCAUAUAUUUGCAUUGGAACAGAUGGAAUACCAGAGUGAAGGAAUAGAUGCCGCAUUGGUGAAGUACGAGGACAACCGGCCACUCUUAGAUACUUUUCUACAAAAGCCAAUGGGUCUUCUGUCCCUACUUGAUGAAGAGAGCAGAUUUCCACAAGCAACUGACCAAACUUUAGUGGACAAAUUUGAAGAUAACCUGAGAUGCAAAUACUUUUGGAGGCCAAAAGGUGUCGAGCUUUGUUUUGGGAUUCAGCACUAUGCUGGAAAGGUUCUGUACAACGUUUGUGGGUUUCUGGGGAAGAAUAGAGACACGCUCCCAGCUGACAUCGUAGUUGUGCUGAGAACAUCAGAAAACAAACUCCUCCAGCAGCUGUUCUCGAGCCCAUUGACCAAAACAGGUAAUCUGGCACAGUCACGGGCACGGGUAACUGCAGCUUCCAGGUCUUUGCCUCCUCAGAUGAGUGCUGGACGUAUUAAGGUAGACACCAUGGAAAUGAUGAGACAUCCAGAGGAGACAACAAAUAUGAAAAGACAAACAGUGGCUUCUUAUUUCAGGUAUUCCCUAAUGGAUCUUUUAUCAAAAAUGGUAGUUGGGCAACCUCACUUUGUCCGUUGUAUCAAGCCCAAUGAUGAUCGGGAGGCAAUGAAAUUUUGUCGGGAAAGGGUUCUCAUGCAGCUUCGUUACACUGGGAUUCUGGAGACAGUAAAUAUACGAAGACAGGGAUAUUCUCAUCGGAUUCUGUUUGAAGAUUUUUUAAAAAGGUAUUAUUAUCUUGCCUUCAAAGCACAUGAAAACCCACCUGCCACGAGAGAAACCUGCACUGCAAUUCUAGAGAAAGCUAAACUGGAAAAAUGGGUUCUAGGGAGAACAAAGGUGUUCCUGAAAUAUUACCAUGUGGAGCAGCUGAACCUUUUACUGCGAGAGGUGAUCGGAAGAGUGGUGGUAAUGCAAGCCUAUACCAAGGGAUGGCUUGGUGCAAGGAGGUAUAAAAAAGUGAAAGAGAAACGUGAGAAGAGCGCCACCUCUAUUCAGUCAGCAUGGAGAGGCUAUGAUGCACGAAGAAAAUAUCACCAACUAAGGGCAAGAAGAGAUGAAGCAGCAGUUUGUAUUCAGUCAGCUUAUAAAGGAUAUGUUACCAGAAAAAAUUAUGUUGUGCUGAAGAAUAAUAAGCAGUAUGAGUUCAAUGAGAGACAGCAGCUGGGGAACAGCAACAAAGCCUAUUUGACAGAAUCGAGCAUCAGGGCCCAUCAGGCAGAAAAGGAUUUAGAUUAUCACAGACCCCUUUUUUAUACAACUGAAAUGAACAACGUGAUGGAUAUUGAUGAACAUGAAUUUGCAGCAAACCGUCGCCUUUCAGAUUUCUAUGGAUCCCAGAAAAGCACAGGGUCAGAGGGAUGCCUUGAGAAGAAGCUGAGGACAGCACGAAGACGGUGUCAACAACCCAAAACCCUGAAUUCCCCUGAGGAUAGUAUGUACUAUAGCCAGGUUAAUGGAUCUCUAGAAUAUCAAGGGAGCAAGAGGAAGCCAAGAAAACUUGGACAAGUGAAACUAUUGGACGGAGAAGAUGAAUAUUACAAACUGUUGUCAGCAGCUGAUUCGAUUCCUGAGGAGGAUUUCUCCCCCGAUAGCACUUUGGCCCAACAACAAAUGUUUUUCUCACAAAGCUAAAAUUUUCGAUUUUCUUUCUGACUGUCCAGAAAUGAGAAUGUUUGCGGGCCAUUUAACCUGGAGCUCAUCACAGUCAUUUUGGGUUUUUCCAAGCUUUUUAUCAUUUUUAUUUUAUGUUUUUAUUUAAUGAUUUUGUCAUAAUAACACAAAUAAAGAAAAAAUCAAUUUUCAGUAAAAAUCUGUAAAAUGAUUACUGUUUGCUGACAAGAUAGCAUUGAGCAAUAGUGCUUAGAGAAGCUGUACAUUACCCCGAACAGACAUUAUUCACAUACCAGGUCUUCUGAUAGAGAUAUGCCUUUAAGGGCCACCUGCCAUAGACAAAUAGACUAAAUACCUACUGAUUUGAAUAUUCUGUUGUGUUAGGAGCACAGUGGCACACUGAUUUGGGUUCCCAUAUGUCCCCAGUAUAAUCAGAUUGUUGAUCCUUGGUCCUGGACCAGCCCCAUUUGGUCCUGCACAUGACUGGGACAAAUGAGGCAAAGAUCCACUUUUUUGGUGACCUGGCCAAGUGAGCAGAUCUAUAAAAAUAUGGCCAACUACAUACUGUGAAUGAUUUCUGUAUUAAACGAAAACUGCAUGUAGCUUCAUCAUAGAGCCAUGACAAAUAUUGAUCCUGAUAUUCAUGCACCAGUUGACUGGCAUGACCAAACUUUGCGGCAGGAUCCAGAUAGAUGACUUUGGCAGGGCCCCCUCUGUCAGUAGCCAGACAUUGCAG
Xenopus laevis (African clawed frog) is the source of this 4702-nucleotide messenger RNA. It is a transcript of the gene myo3b.L, whose product is annotated as myosin 3b L homeolog. The transcript is spliced from 34 exons. Bases 1 to 3987 code for a protein of 1328 amino acids. The record is from RefSeq and is a predicted model, not a curated record. Lineage: Eukaryota; Metazoa; Chordata; Amphibia; Anura; Pipidae.